CUAUUUUUAAUUUUGCUUAUAAUAAGCGCCGACAUAUAACUUUAUAUUUUCUGGGAAUAUAACUCUAAGAAAAGAAUUGGUCCAUGUAAACAAAUAUCGUGAAUUUGUGUUAAAAAUUACAGAGAUUUUAGAGUACGCUAUAUUUGGAGGCCCUAAGAUGAGCGAUGAUGAUCGAGAUAUCGAUGUGGAAAGCGACGAUGGUGACGAUUCGGAUUCACGACAGGCCUUACCUAGACAAACUUCCGGAAGUCAAUAUUAUUCGCAGGCAGAAAAAAGGGCCCACCACAACGCUUUGGAGAGGAAACGUCGAGAUCACAUAAAGGACAGUUUCAGCAGUCUAAGAGAUUCUGUGCCCGCCCUUAAUGGUGAAAAAGUGGCGAGUCGAGCGCAGAUCCUGAAGAAAGCAGCCGAGUAUAUUCUCUUUAUGAGGAAAAAGAAUAACUCGCACCAGCAGGAUAUCGAGGAUCUGAAGAGACAAAAUAGCCUGCUCGAAGCUCAAAUACGUACAUUAGAAAAAGCUAAAGUUACAGGGUCGUUUGGCGGCAUGGACGCCGACCUCAAAGAUUCCACUUUUAAUGAAACUGAAUCCGACACGUCGGACACCGAGGGGUCCGUACAACCCAGGAGGCCCAAGAAAAUGAAAGUGGGGCCUUAUCACUAGACAAUAUGAUUGGAUUCUUCAAAAAAGUUUGAGAUAUAAAAAAAAAGUGACAUUUGAAGGAUGUCGUGACUUGCCCCCCUGAAGUGGCACCUGACAUUAUUUCACCCGUACCUUCUCGGUGUAUUCUGUAGUAGUACAUUCUCUAGGGAGAACUUGAUCACUCACAGUCGAUAAAUGUCCAUUUUAUUUUUAUAGUUUUUACACUUCCUUUUUUUUUUUUUGUUUUGUAUAGUUUUGGUUUUAUCAAGUUUAGUAUUACAUCUAGUAAUGGUUAAGAGCUUUGUACAAACAUUGUUUUCGUUAAUAUAUGUAUGUAAUUAUAAUUAAUAUUAAGGAGAAA
Messenger RNA from Anoplophora glabripennis (Asian longhorned beetle), 1001 nucleotides. RefSeq names its product protein max (gene Max). The coding region runs from base 158 to 661 and encodes 167 amino acids. The transcript has 7 exons. Lineage: Eukaryota; Metazoa; Arthropoda; Insecta; Coleoptera; Cerambycidae. Gene Ontology annotation, cellular component: RNA polymerase II transcription regulator complex. Gene Ontology annotation, molecular function: DNA-binding transcription factor activity; protein dimerization activity. Gene Ontology annotation, biological process: positive regulation of transcription by RNA polymerase II. The record is from RefSeq and is a predicted model, not a curated record.